UAUCGUUCUCCCACCCACACACGCCUCGUUCGUGCCAAGCCUUAGCCUCACACACACUUGUGUCGCAGACACGCUCGAGCCCUAACUCACCACACGCGCGAACCUUCGUCUUCCCCUCUCUAGCUGCACUCUCCCUCACGCGCCUCUUCCCCGGCCGUUUCACCCGCCGGAGAUCCUCCGGCUUCCUGCUUCUUCGUCUCUUCUCCGCCGCCUCCGGAUAUUUUAUGCAGAUCGGCGCCGGUAUUCGGCUCCGAUUGCUGGAGCGCGCUAGGGUUUGAGAAGGUUCGCCGAGAGGUCGGAGAAUUGUCUGCGUUCUGACAGUAAUUCGAUAAGAAUUUUUGUGGUCUUUGAGGGAAUUGCACCAUAGACUGAGGUCACCAAAGCAGAUGAUCUGAUAAGGAAGUCCCGCGAACUUUAGGAAGUAAGACAGAGCUUCUUCGCAUCGUUAGAGAAGAUCAAUUUACUGAUUUCUGGCGUUCUCUCGACUUUCCGGGUAAGUGAUAUGCUGGAAGGAAGGAAGAUCAGUGAACGAUUUGCCACAUUGUUCAGUAGGUGCGACGCGUGGGAUAUUCGAACCACAGGAAGUAGAGAUGGACUGUUCAUACAAAGACAACAGUGUUGGUGAGUGACAGAGGUCGGUCGGUUGGAUUAAGAAGAGGAACAAUGGCGACAGAUAUGCAGAAACUGAUCGGAACCAGUGAAGAGGAUGAUGAUGAGGAAAUGGAUUUGGAUGUGAAGGAGGAAGAUGAUGGAGAUCAGCAGAACAGAGGACGGCAUGCCGUUCAAGGCAGUUGUAGUAACGAAUUCAUGCAUCAACAGUCAUUCCAAGAUCAAGUAAGCACACCUGGCGGAGGAGGAAGUCGCAGAAGCAGACCGCUUGAAGAGAAGGAGAGAACAAAGUUGAGAGAACGCCACCGAAGGGCCAUAACUGCAAGAAUCCUGGGAGGGCUGCGGAGGCAUGGGAAUUAUAAUCUGAGGGUUAGAGCUGAUAUCAAUGAUGUUAUUGCAGCUUUGGCCAGGGAAGCUGGGUGGGUUGUUCUUCCAGAUGGAACUACUUUUCCAUCCAAAUCCCAGGGGACCAGACCUCCUGGUGGUUCUUCUACAGCAGGUGCUUCAUUAUCUUCCCAGAUGGCAUCGCAACAGACCUCACCUCCUGCCCUUAGAGGAUUAUCGCCUGGAUUCAAAAGCUCAGGAGAGUUCAAUUCAUGCCAUAUGAAAGGUGUUUUUGUGCCCACACCAUCACCUUAUGAUCUAUCCCCAACCGGUAUAACUCAACCUGCAGAAAUGGUUAGCAGUGUAAAUAAGACCGAGGCUCUCCCUCAUGCCGGUAGUACCGUUGAUGCUAUCAAUGCCAAACAGGUGUCUGAGAUACCUCGAAAUCUGACCGAGCAAGAUUUUUCUGGAACUCCCUAUGUUCCCGUUUAUAUGAUGUUACCGCUAGGGGUUAUCAAUAUGAAGUGUGAAUUGGCUGAUCGAGAUGGAUUGCUGAAGCACUUGAGGACGUUGAAGUCAAUCAAUGUAGAUGGAGUUAAAGUGGAUUGCUGGUGGGGAAUAGUCGAGGGAAAUUCCCCUCAAGAGUAUAACUGGACUGGAUAUAGGCAGCUUUUUCAGAUUGUUCGAGAUCUUAACCUUAAGAUACAGGUUCUGAUGUCCUUUCAUGAAUGUGGAGGCAACGUUGGUGAUGAUGUUUGUAUUCCACUUCCUCAUUGGGUUGCAGAAAUUGGCAGAAGCAAUCCAGACAUAUAUUUCACUGAUAGAGAGGGAAGGCGAAAUCCAGAAUGUCUUUCUUGGGGUAUUGACAAGGAACGGGUUUUCAGAGGCCGAACUGCUCUCGAGGUAUACUUUGAUUACAUGAGAAGUUUUCGGAUAGAACUUGCGGAGUUCUUUGAGGAUGGUAUAAUAUCUAUGAUUGACAUUGGACUAGGCCCCUGUGGCGAGUUACGGUAUCCUUCUUGUCCAAUAAAGCACGGUUGGCGAUAUCCAGGCAUUGGAGAAUUUCAGUGUUACGACAAGUAUCUCUUAAAGAGCUUGAGGAAGGCAGCAGAAGCAAGGGGUCACCUGUUUUGGGCUCGAGGGCCCGAUAAUGCUGGUUCCUAUAAUUCCCAGCCACACGAAACUGGUUUCUUCUGUGACGGGGGUGAUUACGAUGACUUCUAUGGGAGAUUCUUUCUGAAAUGGUACUCACAGGUUUUGAUAGAUCAUACUGAUCGAGUGCUUUCUCUUGCUAAAUUGGCAUUUGAAGGUACCUGCAUUGCUGCAAAGCUCCCAGGUGUCCACUGGUGGUACAGAACGGUGAGCCACGCUGCUGAAAUAACUGCUGGGUUUUACAACCCUUGCAACCAUGACGGUUAUGCUGCGGUUGCGUCUGUACUGAAGAAGCAUGGAGCCUGUUUGAAUUAUGCACCGGGAGAAGUGCACGUGGUAAACCGUUCUGAGGAUUUUUCUGGGGCGUUAGCAGAACCCGAGGCAUUAGCCUGGCAGGCGUCGAACGCGGCAUGGGACGCUGACAUACCAAUCGCUAGAGAGAGCGCUCUACCUUUCCAUGACGGAGGGUAUAACAAGAUACUGGCAAGUGCCAAGUUUCUGAAUGAUCCAGACAGAAGGCAUGUGUCUUGUUUUGCCUACAGUAGACUCAACCCAGCUCUCAUGGAGGCUCAAAACCUUGUGGAAUUCGAGCGGUUUGUCAAGAAAAUGCAUGGGGAAGCUGUAAUGGAUCAACCUCUCUGACAUGUUUGCGUGAUCUUGUCAAUGGGAAGUUCAUUGUUUAAUCUAAGGCUAGAAUCUUUCUUUUCCCUUGUAAAUCGCCGGUAGACAAGAUGACCAAAAUCCUUUGGAUAAACC
Tarenaya hassleriana is the source of this 2841-nucleotide messenger RNA. RefSeq names its product beta-amylase 7. The transcript is spliced from 11 exons. The record is from RefSeq and is a predicted model, not a curated record. NCBI's taxonomy places the organism in Eukaryota, Viridiplantae, Streptophyta, Magnoliopsida, Brassicales, Cleomaceae. Gene Ontology annotation, biological process: polysaccharide catabolic process. The coding region runs from base 664 to 2727 and encodes 687 amino acids. Gene Ontology annotation, molecular function: beta-amylase activity.